GCUGCAUGUAGAGACCAACUUUACUUGUCCAGCUCAGAGGACGGCUCGUUUUGAUGAAAAUUAGGUUGUAGGUUGUUGUCUAUCUUAAUACAAUUGUAAAGAGGCGUCGUUUGUGUUUUAACAACGUUCCGCUUAUGAGUUAUUGAUCCGGGAAGUUCGAAUCUGUGAAUAUAUUUCCAACUUUACGGAACUGGUUCAUUGUGCGUAAAGGGCUCGCCUAAUUCCUCAAUCUUUGACAACCCAGGGACAUGGAGGGCAUUUGUUUCGAGGUCAAAUCCAGAGAUGACCCAAUCAAAGCUCACCCUCUCUGUUCUCUUGCACAAACACGUCAUGGAUCGGAGGAUAAGAGACAGAGGGAGGAAGGGGAAGAGGAGAUUCAGUACAGACUAACCCUGAUUGGCUCACUGGCCAUCCAUCCACUGACCACCAUGACCAUGCUCCCCUGGGUAGUGGCUGAGAUACGGAGACCCCGACUGGGGGAGAAGAACUCUAAAGAGGUUCGAGAUCAACCUGUGGUGCUGCAGAUUUCAGCCAACUCAGUGCGCUGCAUUCUAGACACUGCAGGCCCAGGAAAGACAUGGGACCCACUGCAACAUAUGGUUCUGUUUGACCAUAGGCCUCAUCUUAUCACUAAACUCAUUCACAACAGCCAGGAGCCCAGCUAUUUCGGCUGUCUGCUCAGAGAGAAGACAGCAGCAUGCUAUGUGUUCUGCUGUCAGGACCAGCUGCAGGUUCCAGAGAUCAUCAGCACUCUCAGACAGGCCGGCAAAAGUUCUGCCCGACAAGAAGACACUCCCUUAUCAUUGCCUUGCAACAAUCAGACAGAUGCCUCCACGGCAACGACGGCUGAUGCAGCAACAGCCUUUGCUAAGAAGUUUGAAGUAUUGUUCUGUGGGCGAGUGGUGGUGGCCCAUAAGAAAGCUCCACCCGCAUUGAUAGAUGAGUGUAUCGAGAAGUUUGGACGUGUCAGCGUCACAGGCUCACUUGCAGCGGGCAUCAGACGGGCAUUUUCGCUAACACAGGUGACGAAUGGAGCAAACGAGGGAACGGAUGGAGGAGGGAAGCAACCUCUGUUUUUCAAAAGAGAUCUGAGUUUUCCAUCCCUCCAGGGGCUGAAUGAGAACGGCCUCUCACCGGAGCUCCAGCGACGGGCUGCAGAUGGAGCAACUGGGGUCCAACCCACCAGCCUACAGGAAAACAGAACCAUGCUGUUCACUAUUGGACGCUCACAGAUCUUUCUUGUGAGUCCUGACACUAAGAAAGUGGCCAUAGAGAAGAGCUUCAGAGAGAUCUCCUUCUGUUCACAGGGUAUUCGACACGUUGACCACUUUGGCUUCAUAUGCAGGGAGUCGGUGGAGUGUGGAGGCUGCCAGUUUGUCUGUUAUGUUUUCCAGUGCACUAACGAAGCUCUGGUGGAUGAGAUCAUGUUGACUUUGAAGCAGGCGUUCUCUGUGGCCGCCCUCCAUCAGAACAGUAGGACCCAGAGUGCGCAGUGUGACAGCUGUCCCCUUCAGCAGCUGCACAAACUGUGUGACAGAAUAGAGGGGCUUCAUCCAUCCAAAGCUAAGCUGGAACUCCAGAGGCAUUUGGCAGAUCUGGAAAAUCAGGAGCAGGCAGCUGUGUUUGAGAGCACCAUGAAAGCCAGACCUAAAUCGGAUCAGGAAGAGAACGAGUUGAUUGUGUCAUGUCUAAGACGACUGUACGAGGAGAGACAAAAGACACACACUCACACACACAAUGGACCACCAAAAAAGGCUGCUCAAGAGGUUUCUGUGAAUGCUGAAGGCAGUGUGAGUUCCAGUCGUGUGCGUCUGGAGGAGUUCAAGACUAGGGCAAAGAGAUCGCUCACUGAAUCACUGGAGGGGAUCUGGAAGGGCAGCAGUAAGUCCAAAUCCCAGAGGGAGAACAGUGAAGGAGGGAGCAACUCUUCGAGCUCCACCACACUUAACAGCACAAACCAGGAAACCUUAUUGGAGGAGCCCCUCUGUUCUCUCCGCCCCUCCAGUCCACUCCGCUCCCAUAAUUCCCUGGGUGACCUGAAGCGUCUAGAAGGAUCGUUUGAAGAUCAUGAGGGUCCUGAGAGCCCGCCUCAGGGUUUCAGGAGGCGCGCAAGCACAUUUAGUCACUCUCCCACGCUGUCAUCCUCCGAAACCAUUCUCCCCCAUCUACAGCCCACAGCAGCCACCAAACCCAAACUGGUCCGACACUACUCCGUCAGCACAGACUCCCCACACCAGAGCAAUCCUUCCUCCCAUCCGGUCACUUCCUCUUCUGUGUGUCAGCGGCCGAUGCGGCAUUGUGCUUUUGCUCUCGAUCAUUCCGCACUGCACCUUAAGAGGAGUCCAUCAGGGCUGAGUGGGUUCAAAGCGAGAUUACACUCCUCCUCCUCUGUUCCAAAUUUUCUCAAAUUUUUGGCCCCUGUAGUGGAGAGUGAUGAUAUCUGUGACACUCAGAGGAAGAGUGAUGUGGCGGCCCUGUCCAGUCCUGGAGCAGUGUGUACCGUUGGGGACAACAGUCCGUUACAUAGCCGAAGACACUCCUGGAGACAACAGAUCUUCUUAAGAGUAGCCACACCUCAGAAGGGCUCAGACAUCAAAGAAUCCACCUUGGAGGUUGGCAGCAGAAUGGCACUUGGUGGUGGAGUAGGGGGUGGGGACAGCUCUCUGGGGGCGGUGCCAGAGGAGAGGAAAAAGAAGAGUGGGGCGGAGCUAAGAGAGUUAUGGCGGAAAGCCAUUCUUCAACAGAUCCUAUUACUGCGGAUGGAGAGAGAGAAUCAGAAACUACAGGCAUCAGAGAGUGAUCUGCAGUGCAGGCGACUAAAGCUGGACUAUGAAGAGAUCACUCCAUGUCUGAAAGACGUCACUCUGGUCUGGGAAAGAAUGCUAACCACAACUGGGAGGUCAAAGGUUAAAUUUGACACAGAGGAGAUCCAUACAGCAGUAGGACAAGGCGUUCCUCGUCAGCAUCGAGGAGAGAUCUGGAAGUUUCUUUCAGAGCAGUAUUUGCUGAGGCAGGAGGUGCCCAGUGCCAAACCUCCUAAUAAUGACACUCCUUAUAAAGAGCUUCUGAAACAGCUCACAUCACAACAACAUGCCAUCCUCAUCGACUUGGGACGUACAUUUCCGACUCAUCCGUAUUUCAGCAUUCAGUUGGGAGCUGGUCAGCUGUCCCUGUAUAAUAUACUGAAGGCGUAUUCUCUGCUGGACCCAGAGGUGGGCUACUGCCAGGGUCUUAGUUUUGUGGCUGGUGUGCUGUUGCUCCAUAUGAGCGAAGAAGACGCCUUCCACAUGCUCAAAUUCCUCAUGUGCAACAUGGGCCUGCGGAAACAGUACAGGCCUGAUAUGAUCAUACUGCAGAUUCAGAUGUAUCAGCUAUCUCGUCUGUUGCAUGACUAUCACAGGGAGCUGUACACUCAUCUGGAGCAGUACGAAAUCGGUCCCAGUCUCUAUGCUGCUCCCUGGUUCCUCACCGCCUUCGCCUCACACUUCCCUCUGGGAUUCGUGGCUCGAGUGUUUGACAUGCUUUUCCUCCAGGGAUCAGAGGUAAUCUUCAAGGUGGCUUUGAGUCUUCUUGGCAGCCACAAGCCUCUGAUUCUUCAGCAUGACAAUCUGGAGUCAAUAGUUGAGUUCAUCAAAACAACAUUACCCAAUCUCGGCCUAGUGCAAAUGGAAAAGACAAUCAAUCAGGUGUUUGAGAUGGAUAUCAGUAAGCAGCUGCAGGCCUAUGAGGUGGAAUAUCACGUUCUUCAGGAUGAGCUCUUAGAUGGUCCAUCUACCCUCAGCCAAUCACAGAGAGUUGCCCAUUUGGAGAAGACCAAUGGAAGCCUCCGGCAGCAAAACUUGGACCUAUUAGAGGAGCUACAGGUUGCCCAUGCUAAGAUCCGAUGGCUGGAGACUCGUGUUGAGGGCUUGGUGAGUCAAGAAACUGAGCUGCAUUUGGAGGUAAAGACUCUCCAGCAGGAGCGGGCAGAGCUACUGCAGACUGUAUGCAACCUGAGAGCACUCCACAGCAGUCUGGACAUUAACAGCCCCUGUCCUGCCCUGGAAAACCUCACUAACACAAGUACCAACCAGUAACUGUGCCAUUGGGGAUAUGGAGUCUAGUCUUCAUAAACAGUCAACUGUCUUCACCAGGGCUUUGGAAAUCUGAAAUUAAGUUCCUCUUCUUGGUGUGAUAUAGACAUGGGUUCUGUCGUAAUCCUUUUACCCUAUUUCCAACCUCUAGAUUAGCCAUUUUAGAGGAGGAGGUCAGGGAGGAGUUUUCAGGACUCGACACCACUGAAGUUCUUUAAUCGUGGUGCUCAUUUGGAGAGUUAAUAUGCUUUUUAAGUAUCUGGGUCAGAACUGAACAAACAACUUAAAGAUCAAAACAUCACAAAGGUAGUAGAAAUUCCCAUGAUGCUGUUUUUUCCCCAUUCUUGGAGCUUUUGUGACUGAGGUUUACUUUUUUAAUAGACAAAUUUUUUCACUCCAAGAUGUCAAUUUGGAGCUGUUAACAUGACACUGACCCCUCUAAGUUGAUUUGACUGACCGUCUGUUUGCAUUGUUACCGACACAUCAGAUUGACAGUUCCCCAGUAAGCACUGACCAGCCUGCAGUGAGGCUAUGGAAAAUUGCACUUGUGCUGUGCAGUGUAAUGUUUGCACCCUUAUCAUAUCGUGUGUGAUUGUUGGUAUGCAUUUUUGUGUGUUUGUGUGGAUUUCAGUGUGGCCAAUAAUUUCACCAUUGUAUACCAGUGCAAUAUAACUUGAAGUAAAAAAUGACAGCCCUCCAGUACACUGUAAACAUCUGCUGUUGUAAUAGAUACCAAAGAGGAGCUCCAACAUGAGUGCAUUUGCAUUAACGGAGACACUCAUCUGUUUAUUAAAGUUAUUCACUGGAGGCUCAAAUUCAAAUGCUUCUGAUUUACUGUUUAAGAUCAUCCAGAAAUCGUCAACAGACAGAGGCAUCUUCCAAAAUAACAUUAAAGCCAUUCAAACUACAUUCUGUCCCUUACAUUAUUACACACAAUUAUCUGUAAUGCCAAACUUGAUCACACUUUAUCACAAGGAGACUAUCUGUCAAUCUGUCAGUCAGCCUUUACUCUGUUUUUAGCACUGUUGUUGUUUUGGUACCAAAUUAACCAAAGACAUUCAAGUUAGGAUAAGUUACUCACCCUCAUGUUGUUCCAAAUCUGUAUGACUUACUUUCUGUUUGAGGAACAGAAUUAUUUGAAUUAAGUACUGGAUGCUGUUUUCCAUGCAAUUACUGUACAAUGAAUGGGGACUGGAGUGUACAUGCUUCAAAAAGGAAGCAAAACCAUCAUAAAAGUAUCAUAAAGUUAGUCCAUAUUCGUGCACUAUAUUCCAAGUUUUCUGAAGCCACAUGGUAGCAUUCCGUGGCUCGUUCAUGAGAGUUUAUGAGAGUAUUGGCAAUGUCUAGUUGACGAUUGAAUAGUUCUUUCAGGGCGGAUCUUUAAAACGAAUCAGUUGACACCUAAUAAAUUAGUCAGUAUUAAAAGCAAUCUGAAUUGUUCAUUUUUAAAUCAGACCGAUCCAUUCAACUCACCGACUCUGGUCACCGCGAUCCUCGAGUCAAAAGCUCACUAGAGGGAUAGAUUAUCAGUGAAUAAUUUCUUGAAUUUUGACUUAAAUUGAUUUUCUUACACAAAGCUAUUUUUUGGCUUUAGAAGACUUGGAAUAUAGCACACAACUCGUAUGGACCUCUUCUAUGAAAGUUGAAUGGUGCUUUUACAUCUUGUUUUGAAGCUUAAACGUUUCAGUCCCUAUUUAUUAUAAUUGCACAGAAGAGAAGAAAUCAUUGGGGUUUGGAACAACAUGAGGGUGAGUAAAUGAGUAACAAUUCCUUAAAAAAAAAAAAUACUUUUAGGAUUUCCCUGUGACAAACUGCAUGUGUUGGGUAUUUGUACAGUAUGUGUGUUUAUAUGUGUUUAUCUGAGCGCAUCUGUUGGUCGCUAAAUACAGUCGUCUGUUUUAAAUAGGCGUUCAAGAGUUGUUACCUCAGUUUUAGGUUUGGAUCAUGAAAUGUUUUGACAGAUAGAAAUAAAGUGGAAAAAGAGGUGUGUGAAUGAGGAAAGAACAUAGAUUGUCUUGAAUUGUUUGUGUGACAGUAUGUCCUUACCUUCUGACCUCUUGUGCUUUUCUGGAGAAUUUCAUUAAUGUGGAAAAUCAGGGACAAUUAUGUUAAAACAUAAUUUUCGAUAAAGUGUUUUUUUGUUUUUUGUUUUGUAUUUUUAUGGAGAGUAUCCCUAUUAUUUUAUGCAUUAAAAAUACAUUUUAAACUGUUCAACACGAGUUACAUUGAUUUAUGCGAUAUGGGGAUGUUCUUUGGCUUUAGUUAUGUGUGUAUGUGUGCGAGCUUCCUGUUCCAAAGAAAAAAUUUUCAUAAUACUGAUGAAGUUCUGUUGAAUCAGUCUCUUUAAAUAACACUGCCUAGUUUCAUCUGGAUGAAUAAAAAGGAACACUUUAAAAACUGAAA
Myxocyprinus asiaticus (Chinese sucker) is the source of this 6476-nucleotide messenger RNA. RefSeq names its product TBC1 (tre-2/USP6, BUB2, cdc16) domain family, member 1 (gene tbc1d1). The transcript has 24 exons. The record is from RefSeq and is a predicted model, not a curated record. Bases 249 to 4076 code for a protein of 1275 amino acids. NCBI's taxonomy places the organism in Eukaryota, Metazoa, Chordata, Actinopteri, Cypriniformes, Catostomidae.